GGAAGCCGGGGCCCCGCCUCGCCUCUUGGUUUCGUUUCCUCGGCGGCCUCGGGGCCACUGCGCCGCCGCAUCCCCGCACGUCCCGUCGGGCGCCCGCGACACACCAUGGCGGAGCUGUGCCCGCUGGCCGAGGAGCUGUCGUGCUCCAUCUGCCUGGAGCCCUUCAAGGACCCGGUCACCACGCCGUGCGGCCACAACUUCUGCGGCGCGUGCCUGGACGAGACUUGGGCCGUCCAGGGCGCGCCGUAUCUCUGCCCGCAAUGCCGCACCGGCUUCGCCGCGCGGCCGCAGCUGCGCAAGAACACGGUGCUGUGCGCGGUGGUGGAGCAGUUCCUGCAGGCCGAGCAGGCCCGGCCCGCGCUCGCCGCCGACGACUGGACGCCGCCCACCCGUGCCGCCGCCCCCAGCGCGGCCGGCCAGGUGGCCUGCGACCACUGCCUGCAGGCCACCGCCGUGAAGACGUGCCUGGUGUGCAUGGCCUCCUUCUGCCAGGAGCACCUGCGGCCGCACCUGGACAGCCCCGCCUUCCAGGACCACCCGCUGCAGCCGCCUGUCCGCGACCUGAUGCGCCGCAAGUGCGCCAGGCAUAACCGCUUGCGGGACUUCUUCUGCCCCGAGCACAGCGAGUGUAUCUGCCACGUCUGCCUGGUGGACCACAAGACCUGCUCGCCUGCGCCCCUCAACGAGGCCAGCACCGACCUGGAGAACAAGUUGAGGCAAAAACUGACUGUCAUGUACGGCCAGAUCAAUGGGGCGUCAAGAGCGCUGGAGGACGUGAGAGCCAGGCAGCAGGAGGCGCAGGACGCUGCACAUAGGAAGGUGGACCAGCUGAGACAGGAAUACCUGGAGAUGAAGGCUCUCAUUGAUGCCUCCGAGGCCAGCGCCACAAGGAAGAUAAAGGAAGAGGAGAAGAGGGUCAUCAGCAAGUUCGACAACAUUUACCAGAUCAUCCUCAAGAAGAGGAGUGAGAUCCAGACCCUAAAGGAGGAGGUUGAACUGGCCCUGACUAAGGGGGACGAGUUUGAAUUUCUGGAGAAAGCGACAAAGCUGCAGGGAAUCACCACGAAGCCAGUCUUCGUCCCCAAGGUGGAGCUGAACCACGAGCUGAUUAAGGAAAUCUAUCAGGGCACCUCUGACCUGAAGAAUGAGCUGAAGCGGUGCCUCAGACAGCCCCAGGACAAGAAGCCUGAGGAGGUCACCAUCCCAGGGGACGCUGGAGGACCCUGCGCACCACACACACCGAAGGCCCACCGGCCUGUGAAGAAGGCUGUGAAAGAAGAGAAGAAGCCCAGGAAACCUGGCUCUGCCUUACUCAACAAGCCUCUCAGCUUUGGAUCCUUGGAACACUUAGUGAAUCCCAAACUAACUGUCCAGGAGGGUGCAGCCAAAGCCCCUGCCGUGCCGCCGACCUCAGCAUCUCUCAACGCCAAGGUGCUGGAGAACUUCCUAACCAAGUCCAGGCAGGAGCUCCUGGAGUAUGUGGUUAAAGUCGUCCUGGACUACAACACCGCCCACAGCAAGGUGGCCCUGUCCGAGAACUACACCGUGGCGUCCGUGGCUGACACGUCCCUGAACUACCGGCCGCAUCCCCAGAGGUUCACAUACUGCUCGCAGGUGCUGGGGCUGCACUGCUACAAGAAGGGGAUUCAUUACUGGGAGGUGGAGCUGCAGAAGAACAACUUCUGCGGGGUGGGUGUCUGCUACGGCAGCAUGGAGCGGCAGGGCCCCGAUAGCCGGCUUGGCCGCAACAACGCGUCCUGGUGUGUGGAGUGGUUCAACACCAAGAUCUCCGCCUGGCACAACAAUGUGGAGAAAACCCUGCCCUCCACCAAGGCCACGCGGGUUGGGGUGCUUCUCAACUGCGAUCACGGCUUCGUCCUCUUCUUCGCCGCGGCUGACAAGGUCCACUUGUUGUACAAGUACAAGGUGGACUUCACUGAGGCCGUGUACCCCGCCUUCUGGCUCUUCUCCACGGGUGCCACGCUCUCCAUCUGCUCCUCCAAGUAGGCCGGCCACGGAUGCUCGGCCGGACCGCCUGCGCGCUUCCCCUGGUCCCCCCCGGGAGGGUGCUGCAGGUGGGACCCCCGGGAAGUUGCCCUAGGUCCCCCAGGGCCAAAGGGAUGGGAGAGGAGCUGCGGAGGGUGGGAGGCUGGGCAGAUGGGAUGAGAGGUCAGGGUUGGCCAGGGAUGGGCUGGGUGUUUCCUUGUGGGUGAGGAAGGCUCCCACUUCCUGGUGCCUCUCUGGCCGGAUGCCCCACCUCGGUUCUGGUAGAUCUCCAGGCAGCUGGGCAGGUCUCCGGGGAGGCAAAGUCACAAGCGUCCCUUUUCUGCUGGACAUAAUCUGUAGCCACUGUGGGUUAUUCCUCAGGCCUCUGGUGCCUGCUUCUUUCUUCUCCGAAGUAGCCUUCAAAUCUUGGAGUUCUGAUGACUCUUUGUAGAGCUAUUCGGGUCUGUAGAUUAAAAAAAAAAAAGCCAAAGUCAGUGAAUUUCAUUCCCUUCCACUGCCUCCACGUGGGAGUUGGGAUGAAUGCUUAGACUUCGGAUUAUUUUCUGUGCUCGAGGGAAGCGACCCACAGCAGGUCUCCACCCAGACUGGAGUUUCCCAAAGAAGUAUGUCCUUUUCGCCCUCUGUUGUCCCUUUCUGUCCUGUACCUCAUCACCCCAUCCACGGUUUUAAAAUGUUGAGUCCCAACAGGAACACUUUUGGUCUAAGGUUUCAAACCAUAAUCUGAAUCAGCCUGUGUUGACUUUGUGAUUCCGGGUCAGCAUGACCCGGUCCCCAUGUGGCCAGAAGCCCCACCCACUCCUGUGUAUUAUGAAAGGCCGCAGAUGCCUUGGCUUUGACUGCGGCCCCAGAACCUUCCGGUCACGCAGGCUGUGGAGCAGCAGUCCCCCUAGGCAAGAGGGCGUUAGCAGUCGGCAGUUUUGCUCUCAUCAGAGCGUCUCGGCUACUGACUGGCUCUCCUCAGUGCUCGCCUCCUUCCUCCAGGACCGUGAGACCCUGCCCUAGCUGGUGGAGACCCCACCGUGGCCAGCAGAGCUGAUCGGUUAGCUAAGCCUGCUGCCACGAAGACAGGCCCGGUGCGGCUGCCUCCAGGACCACCCUAGUCAUCUGCUGGGGUGCCUACCUGUGGCCAGAAGGGCCUGCUAGCAGAUGCACGGGAAGCAGCAACAUUCCUGUUCAACCCAGCGCUGGUCCUCUUGUGAGUCAGAGAGGCCCGAACCCUUUAUACUCUCUUCCUCGCUUGAGCCAAAUGCAGAUGUAGGAAUUGACCAGGAGAAGGGUCAGAAAGACUGAAACCAGGGAGGAAACCAGCUGCCAGGCUCAAGUACAAGGGGCUAUUUUUCCUGCAGUGUUUCUGUGCAACAGAAAUAGCCUCAGUCCACUGAGGGCUGGAGGGAGUCGAUGGCUGGAAUUUUCCGAGCUCCUUACAUCCUGACAUUGUCAGGAUAUAAGUUUUCAUCCCCAAAGUGGGAGAAAUGUAACGGCUUGUGAGGAAAUGAGUCCUGCUCUGGACUUUCCCAGCAGGUGAGCUGAAGUCAGGCUCCUUAAUCCUUAUGGUCUGAAAAGGACCAUACCACUGGAGACACGCACCUCAGGCCUUUCCAUAUAGAUGUUUGAUAUUAUGUCAGGUCAUCUCUGGUUUUGUGCUGGAUCCCCAGGGCAUUCUAGUUAGGCCCAGAGCACUUGAUGUUCCUGAUGGAAGUGUUGAUCUGUGUCACCUUCCAACACGAACUUUUACUUCCUUGGGAGAGAAUUCAUCUUUGUAGGGAAGAUCCCCUGCAAUAGCUGAACUGUGGGUGUUUGAAGAUUUUCUUCCUUUGCUACUAGGAAGAAAAGUUCUUUGGUGAUUCUUCUCUGCUUUUGGAGAUGGUUCAAAGCACCUUCAUUGAUCUCCUGAAACAAAAGCCUUGUUCAGAGCCAGUUCAUGCUUGGGGAACAGCUGGGUUGAAGAGGGUGCCCAAGAUUAAACCACAGGUCUUGCUUGGGCUCUCCUCUAGAAAUGAAGGCAGUGGGGGCGGGGAGGGGGGAGCUUCCCUGAUAGUGCAUCGUCCAGCUCAGGACAGAGGAGCCUGAGCCCCUCUUAUGAUGAAAGGCAAGCAGGUAACCCAAGUUGAGGCUUAUGCGGGUGCCUUGGAGACGUGAAUUGAGGAGCACACCCUCGCUGUCUCAAACCAUACUGUAUCCAGUGGUGAGACUUCAUGUCCCCUCUCGCCUUGCGGGGCUGGUACCCAGUGCUCAAGUCCUAGACUUGGGGGAACUUUGCAUUCAUUUGACUUCCCAUUUUGCAGAGUAAGUCAGAUGGGCAGGUGUUGGAUGGAUCCACUCACUGCUCCUGCCAUCCCGUCUUGGAGGAGGUACCUUGUAGAUGCCCCCUGGUACCCUGGGGGAGGGUCAGAACUUCACAGAUAAACAUACAAAUGUUCUCCCAACCUAGGUAGCAGGGACUGUCUCCACCACUCUGACAAUGAUAAAUCAAAGAUCGGGGUCAAGUUUUUGUUGUUCAAAGACUGGUUGAUUGGUUUGCCUGUUUUAAUUAUUCUGAGAUGGGUCUGUGAUCUAUAAAAUAAUACUGAUACAUUAUUUCUUACCUUAUUCUGUCCGACCCUGCAUUGAUUUUAAUUAGGAGUAUUUAAGCCUGUGUUCUUGAGCUUGUAUUUUUAUGCGUUGAUUCUUCAGGACAUUAUCAGUGUUGUAGACACUAUUCCUUUGAAAGGCAUGAGAAAUACCGGGACCAAGGCUGGCUUGCGUGCCUUAGAAGCUUUGAAUGCAAUACAGCGGUGUUGGGUGUUCUUGCACACAUUACAGUGUGUGUAGAAAGUGUUCCUUAACUGUCAUGCAGGAGUCAGCAAAUGAGGUGCCCAAGGGCCUCUGGGUGCCCCCCACUCAGCUGCCUGCUAGGUUUCAGCAGAGCUGGAGCCUGCUAGAUUUCAGCAGAGCUGGAGCCUAGUUGAGGCUGCUUGGGUGGGGCAGCCUCUCAGGAAGCUUGCUGUGAAUUCUCAGCCAAAUGUCCUUCUGGGCUUUGCUUCAGGAUGAUCUGAGGAUGAGGGUAGGGAGGCAGGGGAGGGCUAUGAGUGAAAAGAUAAAUAAACCACAGUUGAAUAAUCAAGGAAACAGUGGUGGAAAUAUGAGUGUUUACUAUAUUAUUCCUUCUACUGUUGUCUCUGUUUGAAAAUCCCUAUAAUAAAAACUUAAAAACAAUGAAACAAAACUA
Molecule: messenger RNA, 5215 nt
Organism: Bubalus bubalis (water buffalo)
Lineage: Eukaryota; Metazoa; Chordata; Mammalia; Artiodactyla; Bovidae
Gene: TRIM25
Product: tripartite motif containing 25
Exons: 9
Coding region: 106-2007 (633 amino acids)
Molecular function (GO): protein binding
Source: RefSeq, a predicted model, not a curated record